AUGAAGGCGUCGCAGACGUCCCCCAUGUCCCCCAUGCACCAAAGGCCUUUGCCCAUAAGGACCAUAAGAGAGUACCGGACCACGUCCACGUUGGCGGCGCUGGUUCUGGCGGGGGAGAUACCGUUCAAGCUGCAGACCGCGGUGCGGGCUUAUGUUUAUUAUGUGUUGCGCAUUGUCGGCCGGGUGCUCACUGGGCACGAUUGUUUCGAUGAGUGUCGAAUAGGUACGGAAGCAACGGCGGUUUGCCAUCACUGCGACGAGGUGGUGAACUCGGCGCAGCAUACGCUGGAGGUGUGCCCCACCUUUUCAGCGCUGCGCCGAGUCUUGAUGGACGUUAUUGAGAAAGACUUUUCUCUGCCAGCGGUAGUCGGGGUUAUGCUGGCAAGCGAGUGGUCCUGGGACGCCGUGGUCUCCUUCUGCAAAGAGGUUAUGCCGCAGGAGGUGGCCGCCUAG
Messenger RNA from Nomia melanderi (Alkali bee), 453 nucleotides. NCBI's taxonomy places the organism in Eukaryota, Metazoa, Arthropoda, Insecta, Hymenoptera, Halictidae. The record is from RefSeq and is a predicted model, not a curated record.